Messenger RNA from Fimicolochytrium jonesii, 847 nucleotides. Its product is annotated as RmlC-like cupin domain-containing protein. The record is from RefSeq and is a predicted model, not a curated record. The coding region runs from base 183 to 749 and encodes 188 amino acids. The transcript has a single exon. Lineage: Eukaryota; Fungi; Chytridiomycota; Chytridiomycetes; Spizellomycetales; Powellomycetaceae.
CGCGUCUCUCGUCACCCCUCCCGCCUCCAAGGUUCCGAAGUGGAAUCCGGACCCAUCUCUGUCUUCCGCCCCAUCCCUGUAUAAAAACCAGGAGCCUCGUCGCAUCCCGUCCUCGCAUCACAUAAAAGCCAAUCCACUCAACAAGAGCCGUCGAAUUAACCCCACCUUACACAACUCGCAAAAUGUCUGCCCCACCAACCUCCAACUCACAACCCCACGCCGGCACCUCCUCCUCCUCAACUAUACCACACCCCUACAACCCCUCAACCCAAAUAACCACCACCUUCAAGCCAUUAACGCACCCACUCAACCCCGCCGCCACAUUCCUCACCGCCGACCUCUCCACACGCACAGGCCUCCAACACACCGCCAUCAAAAUGAACCGCAUCCCCCCCGGCGCCGACUCCACCGAAUGCCACGCGCAUAAGGAUACCGAGGAAUGGUUUUAUAUCCUCUCUGGAGAGGGGGAGAUGGUGUUAAGGGCUGUUGUUGAUGGGUAUGGUGAUAAGGGACUACAAGAGGAGUUUGGGAAGACGGGGGUGGAGGAGGAAUUGAUACCCAUCGCACCGGGGGAUUUCAUCGGCUUUCCGCGCGCGGCGGCUCGGGCACACAUGUUUCGGAACACGGGGACCGAGGAGCUGGUGUAUAUCCUUGGUGGGGAAAGAAGUGCGAAUGAUGUGGUUGAUUAUCCGGUUGCGAGGAAGAGGUUGCUUGUUAAGGAGGGGCAGAGGGAGUAUGUAGAUCUUUAAUGCGCUAUUGCACCAACGUGAGUGGGCGUGGAACACACGAGCAUCAGUUCGUACGUGUAGUUGAGGUCAUGAUUCAAUAAUGAUAAAACGAGGUGUGA